AUGUCGUCCCACAUUCGAGCAAAUCCCUGGCGUGCAUAUCAAAGCCUUGCACGACAGCGACUGUCGCAUUGUCACAAUGCUCCCCGGUACUUCGCGACCACGGGGCCUCUACGGACCGCAAACAACGGCGGCACCAAUCCUCUCCGCUCGGUGGGACGACCAAAGAGUGAACAAGAGUAUGCAAAGUCCAAGCGCUCGAUCAAGCUUUCAGCAGCGGGGAUGAUCGCAUGCGGUGCUGCCAUGUACGGCGUCAUCAAACUCGAUGUAUUCGGACUGGAUGCACUAGAGAACAAGGCAUCCAGGACCGAGGAAACGACAGAGGUAUCGCGAGUUUCGAGCGGCGCGUUGAAGAUGGACGGACCGCCCGGGUUUCCCAGCACAGGUGGACCCUCUGUCAUCACACUAAAUGGUCAAGAGAAUGUCGAACAGGUCGAGACUGGCACAAGCACGAUUCCUUAUUUCCCUACAACGAUUCGACUGCCCGCGACUUCGGAGCUCGAGCGCAAGACAGCAGGCGAUGAUCUCUCCACGGCCGGCGGAGACGAGUAUCAACUUCUCGGUCUCGGCAUUCGCACCGUCUCCUUCCUUUCCAUCCAAGUCUACGUCGUUGGCCUGUACGUUGCCAAGGCCGACAUCACCGAGCUGCAACGGCGCCUGAUCGACACGGCGAUUCACCCACCCACGGACGAUGUCCACGCCGUUUCGGGCGUCGGGGUCGACGCCGCUACAUCUCUCGUUCCGCCUGAGCGUCAGCAGCUCAAGGAUCUCCUUCUUGAUGCGGAGCGCGGCGACGCCGCCUGGACUGCGCUCCUCAAGGAGAAUGGCAUUCGCACUGCGUUCCGCAUCGUGCCCACUCGCAAUACGGAUUUCAUGCAUCUGCGCGAUGGAUGGGUCCGGGGCAUCACUGCGCGCGCACAGCAGAAGAAGACUCUGCCGGGAGCUGCUGCGCCUGGUGAGUUCCAGGACGCUCAGUUCGGGACGUCCAUGAACGAUUUCAAGGCCGUGUUUGGAGGUGGUCAGCGCAAGAACGUGCCCAAGGGUCAGACCCUCGUGUUGCUCCGUGGUGCUCAGGGUGCCUUGGAUGCGCUGUUCCAACCCGAUGCGACCAAGCCGAUGCAGUGGAUGGGACGGGUGAAUGACGAGCGGGUGAGUCGAUUGGUGUGGUUGAACUACUUGGCUGGCAAGACUGUGUCGAGUGAGGGUGCAAGACGCAGCAUUGUGGAUGGGUUGAUGAAGGUAGUGGAGCGGCCUGUGGGAACCGUGGUGCAGCGUGUUGUAUGA
Molecule: messenger RNA, 1281 nt
Organism: Penicillium diatomitis
Lineage: Eukaryota; Fungi; Ascomycota; Eurotiomycetes; Eurotiales; Aspergillaceae
Product: chalcone isomerase domain-containing protein
Exons: 1
Coding region: 1-1281 (426 amino acids)
Molecular function (GO): intramolecular lyase activity
Source: RefSeq, a predicted model, not a curated record